UCUGUCAUCCGGGUAUCUGCCAUCGAGAGAGUGUGGGUGAGGAGGCGGGAAAUGGCGUCUGUGAGCACAUCGCAGUAUCAGCUACUAGACCGUUCAUAAAAACAGCAAAGCAGAGGAACUAAAAAAACGAAAAAGCAGCUGCUGUCCGCACCGUGGCAGCCAGCAGUGCUUGAUCAGUCAACUCGUUUUCUAGAUAAGGUGGAGUACUGUAAAUCUUACAUGUGGCUCUUAAAACAAUGAGGCUGAGAAUGCGGAAGGCAUCUCAGCAGUCGAGCCCUGCCCAUGCGCCCCGCCCAUCCCGGACCAAGCGGAGGCAUUCAGAAGUGGAGGAGUGCACGCCGACAGGUGGCAGGAGAGGCCUGCUGUCCACCAUUAAGAAAUUAAUCAGAGGAAAUGCUGUCAAGGUAGAGCAGGAGAACCCAGCAAAGAAGACACGGCUCACCUGCGACGUAGACGACAACCUGAUCUCUUCCACACCACAAGGCGGCGAUGCCCCCAGGAGGACAAUCUCCAGGGUUAGCAGGAGAAACUCGGUCAACGGGGAAGCGACAAACCAUGACACGAGUAGUAAGCCUGUGAAGCCCAAUGGGAAGCUGGAGGAGGCGGCAGAGACCUUGACCAGUCCGCCUAGAACCACACUCCUGGGAACCAUCUUCUCUCCAGUCUUCAACUUCUUCUCACCAGCAAAUAAAAAUGGCACGUCAGGUUCGGACUCCCCAGACCAGGCGUUGGAGGCUGAGGAGAUCGUCAAGCAGCUGGACAUGGAGACGGUGGAGGAGACCCCCACCUGCACUGCCACCUCCACCAAGGAAGUGUGUACGACUAUGCCCAUUUACUCCAGCAACAUGCUGCCCCCCAUGCGGCCCCCACACCCUCCAGAAGUGCCCAUCGAGGAAGAGGAGGUCGUCACAGACAUGCCUCCUCUCACAGCCCCAGACGCCCCCCCAGAAGGAGGCUAUGUGGAGGCACAGCCCACAGCCCGUGCAGAGGGGACAUACGAGGAGGACUGGGAGGUCUUUGACCCGUAUUUCUUCAUCAAGCAUGUACCUCCACUGACUGAGGAACAGCUGACCAGGAAGCCUGCCCUCCCACUAAAGACCCGCAGUACACCAGAGUUCUCCCUGGUUCUCGACCUGGAUGAGACAUUGGUGCACUGUAGCUUGAAUGAGCUGGACGAUGCAGCACUUACCUUCCCGGUCCUGUUUCAAGAUGUAAUUUACCAGGUGUAUGUGCGUUUAAGGCCGUUCUUCAGAGAGUUCCUGGAGCGCACGUCUCAAAUCUAUGAGAUCAUUCUCUUCACUGCCUCAAAGAAGGUUUAUGCAGACAAGUUGCUCAACAUCUUGGAUCCCAAGAAACAGUUGGUUAGACACAGGUUAUUUCGUGAGCAUUGUGUCUGCGUACAAGGGAACUACAUCAAGGACCUGAACAUCCUUGGAAGAGACCUGUCCAAGACCGUCAUCAUUGACAAUUCACCACAAGCCUUUGCAUAUCAGCUUUCCAAUGGGAUUCCCAUUGAGAGCUGGUUCAUGGACAAAAAUGACAACGAACUCCUGAAGCUUGUCCCGUUCUUGGAGAAGCUUGUUGAGCUGAACGAGGAUGUGAGGCCACAUGUUCGAGAACGGUUUCGUCUGCACGAGCUUCUUCCCCCAGACUGAUCCCUGGAAUAGACGGACAGAAGAGAUAACGAAUGAUUGAAUAAACCAACACAGACAUGUAAAAAGCCCUCUUUGGAUUACAACAUUGCCAUUACUGUUUAAGGUUUCACUUUUUCUCUUUUUACCCCACAUUGUUUUUUUUUUUCUUUCAUUGAUAACGACAAUGCAAAGUAAAAGUUUUGAAGCAACAUCUGGUUAAAAAUAAUUUACAAAGCCACAUGUUUAGAUCACAUUACUGUGGGCAAGAUCAAGAAGGCUCCUCCUUUUGACUGGCUUUUUUUCAUGAGCAGGUUCUUUCUCCCUGCUUCCUAUCGGAGGGGCCAAGGUGCUGUCUGUCUGGACUGAAUGUGUUAGCUGACAGAGAAGAGGAUUAUACUUGCUCCCUUUGGUGCUUUCAUGGGACUGUUGACAGUGACACUCAUUGGCUACAGACCAAUUUGAACAGGAAUGGCCAGUAAAGUGUGUGUGUUUUGUGUGUGGGUACAUAGCUUAUCUUUUCUUUCCAGCUUGGGGUUUUUACAAACUUUUUACCAGUAGCCUAUAGGAUCUCAUUAUGCAUUCCUCUAGCUGAAUUUCUUUGUUUUGUAGACACUCGUUGUAACCGCAAUGUGUUAUUUUACCCCAUUUCACAAUGUUGCAUUUGCUUUUUUCUGGGACACUUUGCCAAUAAUCAAUCAAUCAAUUAGUAUAACGUUCAAGAAAUUUGCAUCAAGGGACAGACAGUUUGUUUGACUAAAUGUUCCCCGCUUCUAAAGUAACGUGUUGACAUUUUUCUUUUAUAGUAACAUUUUUAUUUGUCAUUCAUAUAUUUCAAUGUAUUUUUACUAAACCAGGGUUUUAUUUUUAUGGAUAUGUCUAGUAUUGAAUUAUAACUCAUGUAGAUUUCACCCCUGUCUGUUACUGGGGGCACAUGGAUGGAUUGAUGGAUGGAUAGGUGGCUGGGUCCUGAAACAGCCCAAAAUGUAGCACCACCAGCAUAUAAACAGCAAGCCUCGGCACUGUGGUAUAAACCCAACCUGCCUAGUAGGUUUUUUUUGUUUUAGGAAAUGGUUUUAUUAUAUGGCUUUAAAGCCUUUUUAAAUGCAGUAGAAAGAAGCAGCGUUUUUGGAGAACCUUCGUUAUGAAUGUCUGGAUGUUUCUCCCCAGACUUGGGAGAGUUGUAGAGAAAUAUACCAUGAUGCAUUGUCAGAUAUUGUACCUAGUACUUGUUAUUUCAUGUGGCCUAACCAGAUCAUAGACACUUUAUUGAUGAUAAACUGUAAGGAAAAAAUUACACCUAAAACGGUUACCGUUCCAUGUCCAUUUGGCCCUUUUGUUGAUAUUAUGGACUUGUACAUUAGCUGGUCAUGUAUAUGGUGCCAUAACCUCCUUCCUAACAUGAUCAAACAUCGCCACCCAUGUCAUCUUUUUUUCUCUCUCUCUCUUGUUGGAAGUGUUUAUAAGUCGGAGACAAUCAACCCUCGAAUAUCAAAACACUCAAAUCGGAAAGGAAAUUCUGGUCCGUUUGCUCUAUAUUUGUUCUAAAUUGAAUUGUGCCAUGCGAACAAAGUUGUUAGGUGAAUCCAACUGUGCCCUAUCCCCGCUAAUCAUGCAUGUCAUUUUGCCAAACAUCUGAAGGACUGAGGGUAAAAACCCUGUAGAAUUCCAGUCCUUUUAGCCUGCUCUCUCAUUGCCUUUCUGGAAAUCAUCGCCCUAUAAAACUGAACUGACAGAUGAGUUACACUACAGGGCGGAUAUUUGUUUUUAGAUUUUUUUGCCAACCCUAAAUAUUUCCAGACUAUGAAUGUUAUUUUUUCCCACACUUGAUCCCAAAAUGGGGGGGAAUUAACAAAUCAAAAGUCCAUGAUCCAAAGGAUCUAUCAAUUUCUUAGAUUUUUGCUGCUUUGAACGCGCACAACGAGUAAUUUCUUUCCGCCAUUUGUAUAAAAAAAAAAUAUAUAUAUAUAUAUAUAUAUAUAUAAAUAAUGAACACCCUAUUCUAUAGCAUUUUCAAAUAUGCAACCCUAUCCAUACCCACUUUAGCGGUUGGUUGAGAGUUGUCCCCAUAAGCCUGACAUGGCCCCUAGGAGGAUGAACCUGCUCCUUAAAGGGGGCCUGGCACUUUUCUAUCAAGGGAGAGCUUACUUUGUCAUUGUUUAAGGAUGGGCUAUUUGACAUGUGCAUCCAGUUCAUUUUUAUGUGAAUUCUACCUGUUUUAUUGUACAAUGGAAAUUGUACAAUACAUGCAGCUUUGCGUUAAAGGAAAAUCUUUUUGUAUUUUUUAUUUCAAAAGGCAUGUCAUCUACUUUUUAAACGUAUUCAUUAAGAUUUAACUUUACAUCAGAGGGAGUGUUUUUCUUACAAAUAUCUGUGUAUGUUUAGUUAGGGCAGUGUCACUGAACUGUUAGAAACCUAGCAUGUAUGUACAGAAUCUUGUUUUGUGGGGAAGUCCUGAAUUAAAUUUUAAUCUUGGCACUUUUUCUGCAGAAAAGAGCAACUGUGGUAAUUAACUUUUUUCAAUUUCCGUUAAGGCGUAUUUAAAAUGUAUUUUUAAAUGCUUAAAAUGACAUCUUUGUUAACCAUGUUGUAAAAUGUACAUACCAAAUUGCAUUGAAGUAUUGAACAAAGUUUUAAAGUUAAA
Molecule: messenger RNA, 4275 nt
Organism: Salvelinus fontinalis (brook trout)
Lineage: Eukaryota; Metazoa; Chordata; Actinopteri; Salmoniformes; Salmonidae
Product: CTD small phosphatase-like protein 2-B
Exons: 13
Coding region: 237-1655 (472 amino acids)
Molecular function (GO): phosphoprotein phosphatase activity
Source: RefSeq, a predicted model, not a curated record